Molecule: messenger RNA, 1440 nt
Organism: Microstroma glucosiphilum
Lineage: Eukaryota; Fungi; Basidiomycota; Exobasidiomycetes; Microstromatales; Microstromataceae
Product: S-adenosyl-L-methionine-dependent methyltransferase
Exons: 4
Coding region: 99-1136 (345 amino acids)
Biological process (GO): peptidyl-arginine methylation
Cellular component (GO): nucleus
Molecular function (GO): protein-arginine N-methyltransferase activity
Source: RefSeq, a predicted model, not a curated record
GAGGACCUUCUUCCGUUCACCACAGUCCGCCCUCAAUACCUAGUGUCCCUACUUCCCCCCAUACCCGCUCGCCUCCCUUACUUCUGUUAUCACUGAACAUGGCUUCCACAUCUGCUGCUGGGGCCGCUGGCGCUCCGGUCACUGGCGAGAUGACCAGCCGCGACUACUACGCCGACUCGUACGCUCACUUUGGUAUUCACGAGGAGAUGCUCAAGGACGAGGUCCGUACUCUCGCCUACCGAAAUGCCAUCAUGAACAACCCCCACCUCUUCAAGGGCAAGACUGUCCUCGAUGUUGGAUGUGGAACUGGUAUCUUGUGCAUGUUCGCCGCAAAGGCAGGUGCCAAGAAGGUCGUUGGAGUAGACAUGAGCAACAUCAUUGAUCAGGCCAAAGUCAUCGUGGAGAAGAAUGGCUUUGGAGAUGUGAUUACCCUGGUCAAGGGCAAGCUGGAGGAGGUUGACCUUGGUCUUGGACCAGAUGGAAAGGUGGACGUUAUCAUCUCCGAGUGGAUGGGAUACUUCCUCCUCUACGAGAGCAUGCUGGACACUGUCCUCGAUGCAAGAGACAAGUACCUCGCCCCAGGAGGUAUCAUGAUGCCCGACGAGGCCACCCUCUACCUGUCUGCCAUUGAGGACCAGGAGUACAAGAACGAGAAGAUCGGCUUCUGGGACGAUGUGUACGGCUUUGACUACUCUUGCAUCAAGGAUAUUGCCCUCAAGGAGCCUCUGGUGGACACUGUGGAGCUCAAGGCAGUCGUCUGUGACCCCGCAAAGGUCUUGCACCUUGAUCUGACAAAGUGCACAAAGGCGGACCUGACCUUCUCCAACACCUUCACGCUCAAGGCUAGCCGGAACGACUAUGUGCACGCUUUCCUGGGUUGGUUUGACAUUGGAUUCGAGGCAUGCCACAAGCCAGUGCGGUUCUCCACUGGCCCUCACUCGAGGUAUACCCACUGGAAGUCGACCGUCUUCUACAUUCCCGAGGCUCUGAUGCUGUCGCAAGAUCAGGAGAUCAAGGGCUCCAUCAAGGUAUCACCAAAUGAGAGGAACCACCGCGAUCUGGACAUUGUCCUCGGCUGGGAAGUACAGGGACAAGGCGAGGAAGGAAAGGGGGAGAUGGCGUACAAGAUGUCUUGAUUUGCCCUUCACCCUACUCGAUCAACAUCACUACUAAAAAUCACGCAUGCCCACUGGCUCAUCAUCUCUAACAGGUACUAGCUCCUUCACCAGCAACUAUUGUGAUUCCUACAUGCUUGCGACGAGAGUCAUGUGACGGACAGGUCAAGCGCCUGUCAGAAGCAUUCCGUCCAUAGAUAUGCACUCUGUAUCUCGUCCCAGUAGCAGCCAGCCCUCAUUCGGCGUGUACCUCGCGUCCCACAUUCCCUCGCAGCAUCUUUCGUCACUUGUCAAUCUUGAAUACGAACAACUUGUCACUGCCCGU